UAUUUUACAUUAUUUUUUCUCCUCCCAAUUUUUCCCACGGUUUCCUGAGAAAGGUCCCCCUCCCUCUCCUCCGGCACCCAAUGGCGGACUGGUCUCAGCUACCCAAAGAACUUCUAAACCUAAUCGCCAAACAACUCCACAGCCCCUUCUACCAAAUCCGUUUCCGAUCCGUCUGCUCCUCGUGGCGAUCCUCUUUCUCUCCUAGACCUCGCCGCCGCUUGCCUGGUCGUUUCCCUUUCCUACCUAACGAUGGAAUUCUCUACGCCACCUGGGGUUUCCAGCUUUCCAGGCGCACCGUGUUCCUCAUGGGAUUCCCUAAUCCUCGUUCCAACAUCCCUGACUCCUCCUGGCUCGUUAAAGUGGAGGAAGUCCAUCCCGAUCGAAUGCGCUUCCUGAACCCGCUCUCUCGGUUCCAACUCAAGCCCUUGCCAAAAUCUUUCCCCAGGGUAAUGAACCUGUCGGACCUCGAAGUAUUGGAAUUGGGUCAGGAAUACGUUCUCCACUACAUGAAUUUCCGACCCUUCGGCGAGUCUCUGGGCGAUGUGGGAAACUUGUACAUGGAAAAAGUAGUUUUCAUGUGCUUGGGCUGCGAAGAAGCCGAUGAGUUCGCGUUGCUCACGAUUCAUGUUUCUGGGAAAUUGGCCAUGUUCAAGUCUGCUCAUAAGCGGUGGACUAUAAUCCCGGAUAUGCCUUCGCCGUACGACGAUGUCGUUUUGUUCAGUGGGGAAUUUUACGCGGUUGAUGGUACGGGGAGGGCCGUAGUUGUUGGUUUGUCGUUGAAUGUGGGUUUGGUUGCGGAGCCCGUGUUUGGCGGCGACAAGAAGUUUCUGGUCGAGUCCAAUGGUGAGUUGUUGUUGGUCGAUAUGUAUCUGAGUGUGGGGGACUUAGGUGUUGGUGAUGGUGAUGGCGAUGGUGAUGGCGAUGAGAUUGUUGAAGAGGUUUAUGAUCGGUAUGUGGGGGAGAGGACGGUUCGGUUUAAGGUUUUUAGGUUGGAGGCUGAGGGGAAGAAGUGGGUGGAGGUGAGGAGCUUGGGGGAUCGGGUGUUGUUCUUGGGGGAUGAUUGUGCAUUUUCGGCCUCAGUGUCGGAGUUAUCAGGUUGCACUAAAGGGAAUUGCAUAUUAUUUACGGACAAUUUCUUCUACAUGAGCUGUGAAGAAGGUGGUGUUAGUGGUGAUGAUGUGGUUUUUAAUGGGCGUGAUAUAGGCGUGUUUGAUUUAGAUAACGGUCGUAUUGCACCUUUAGAUUAUUUUCCCGAGUAUUCGAAGCUGUUCUGGCCGCCUCCAAAUUGGGCCACCGCAACACCGGUGGCAGUGCAAAAUCAAUUAGAAGAACUGGCAUUGUAAAGUGAUGAUUAUCUUCGUGGUUUUAUGGCCGUCAGAUUGGCGGGUUUCAAAAUAUGCUCUGGAUAUGUAUUUCUGACAAGUAACUUUCUUAUUAGCCAGAAAAGAUAUUUUCCCUCUGCAGAUUCAAGUGCUCGGAUGGUAGUAAAAAGAGGAACUUGAUCUAAACAUCUGUUGGGGGAGAAAAUCACAGGUGGGAGUAGUAAUGGACAUGGAACGGCACCAAUCUGACUUUUUGUAAAGAUUAUUGAAUAACAGAGUUCGACACGGACUUGGGGCGUGCGCCUAAUUAAGCAAUUGCAAGAUGCUGACUCUUAGUUGUUGCUCUAGCAAAUCUCGGCUUUUGAUAAUGCAUUGUCGCAGUUGAGACUUGGGAGGGAAACAGGGGAGCUAUUGGCAACGGCUUUGCUUCUGAGAGGCGGUGGGAGCACUAAGAGGACAGGAUUGUUCAGUAAAAAUAACUGUAGUCAAGAACUUUUUUGUAUUUUGUUUUUCUACGCUAACGAAAGAUGCUCAUUUCC
Juglans microcarpa x Juglans regia is the source of this 1861-nucleotide messenger RNA. Its product is annotated as F-box protein SKIP23-like. Gene Ontology annotation, molecular function: protein binding. NCBI's taxonomy places the organism in Eukaryota, Viridiplantae, Streptophyta, Magnoliopsida, Fagales, Juglandaceae. The record is from RefSeq and is a predicted model, not a curated record.